Molecule: messenger RNA, 1982 nt
Organism: Felis catus (domestic cat)
Lineage: Eukaryota; Metazoa; Chordata; Mammalia; Carnivora; Felidae
Gene: FSTL3
Product: follistatin like 3
Exons: 5
Coding region: 87-875 (262 amino acids)
Biological process (GO): cell differentiation; regulation of BMP signaling pathway; negative regulation of activin receptor signaling pathway
Molecular function (GO): activin binding; protein binding
Source: RefSeq, a predicted model, not a curated record
CGCUGGGAAGUCGGUGCCGCCGCCCUCCCAGCCGCCCGCCCGCCCGCGCCUCCGACGCGGGGGCCGCCGCCGUCUCUGCGUCCGCCAUGCGUCCCGGGACGCCGGGGCCACUGUGGCCACUGCCCUGGGGGGCCCUGGCUUGGGCCGUGGGCUUCGUGGGCUCCGUGGGCUCGGGGGACCCCGCGCCCGGCGGCGUCUGCUGGCUCCAGCAGGGCCGAGAGGCCACCUGCAGUCUGGUGCUGCAGACUGACGUGAGCCAAGCCGAGUGUUGUGCCACCAGCAACAUUGACACCGCCUGGUCCAACUUCACUCACCCGGGGAACAAGAUCAGCCUUCUGGGCUUCUUGGGCCUUGUCCACUGCCUCCCCUGCAAAGAUUCGUGCGAGGGCGUGGAGUGCGGCCCCGGCAAGACGUGCCGCAUGCAGGGGGGCCGCCCGCGCUGCGAGUGCGCGCCCGACUGCGCUGGGCUCCCGGCGCGCCUGCAGGUCUGCGGCUCCGACGGCGCCACCUACCGCGACGAGUGCGAGCUGCGCGCCGCGCGCUGCCGCGGCCACCCGGACCUGCGCGUCAUGUACCCAGGACGCUGCCGCAAGUCGUGCGCGCACGUGAUGUGCCCGCGCCCGCAGUCGUGCGUGGUGGACCAGACCGGCAGCGCCCACUGCGUGGUGUGUCGCGCGGCGCCCUGUCCCGCGCCCUCCAGCCCCGGCCAGGAGCUCUGCGGCAACAACAACGUCACCUACAUGUCCUCGUGUCACCUCCGUCAGGCCACCUGCUUCCUGGGCCGCUCCAUCGGCGUGCGCCACCCGGGCAGCUGUGCAGGCACCCCUGAGCCGUCGGAUGCGGAGUCGGAGUCAGAGGAGGAGAACUUCGUGUGAGCCCGUGGGGCCGGCUUGGGCCUGGCGUUCAAGGCCUCCCCGUUUUAUUUAUUGCCACAGCCGAGUCUAAUUUAUGUCCCAGGGACACUCCCCAGAGCCUGGGCCGGGACCACUUAGGAGGAGCCCUGGAGCCCCCUGACAAUACCUUGGAAGGAUUGGGGGAAGGGGGCCUGGGAGUGGGGCUGGUAGGUGGGGCUCCCACUCCAGGCAGGAGGACCCCAUGCUUCUGCUCUAGGGGUUAGCUUAAAUUAUGGUCACCACGGAGAGGGCUGGGGAUUGCCUGCCAGCAAUUAAUGAAGAGGCACCCCCGCCUUCUAGACCGCAGACUGGGAGUAACGAAGGGGUCCACAGCCCGGAUGUGUAUAAAUGAGCCGCAGAACCUCCCAGGCCCCAGGUAGGCCAAGGAAGCAGCCACUGUCCACAAGCAGCUCAAGGACUCCAGGCCCUACCUUCUCAGUGCCUCCAUUUCCAUUUCCCCAGGACGUCCUGUGGUGGCUCCUGAGAAGAGCCCAGUGUGUCUCCCAGGGUGGGAGAGGCCAGAAGAGAGCACUGUGUGUCGUGGUGCCCAGUGCACUUUGGGCGGGACCCAGUGGGGCCCACAAAGAGCCCCUGCUCACCCACCGUGGGGUUUGUGUGCCAAGGCCGACUGCACACCCUGCCUCCUAGAGCUGUGUGUCUUAGCGGCACCCCUCGUCCCUGCUGCUCCAUCCGAAGGGAAGGUCCAGACUGGGACCCCUCGGUCCCAUGAGACUUGCCUUGGCCAAGCCUCUAAGCCCAGUUUCCAGGUGGACCCACCUCAACCACCAGCCGGCCGAGAGUUUUGACACCUGCCAGAUGCUGGCUCUGGGCAGGGUCGCUGCCUUCUGUUUGCUCAGUGUCACCUCCCCGUGUCUGCAUGUGGCAGAGGCUCAGACCGGACAUGGGGGGCCCAACAGGCAGGAGCCCACCUCCCCGAGUUUGCAGUGAGCCGUGCAGGGGCCAGUUGUUUUCGUCCUCUCCUGGCCCCCCGGAAGUGCCUUACCUGUGACACCCAGAAAAGUGCCCUUGAGGCCACCUCCGCACCCUGGGGUCCUGCCUCACCAAAGAAAUAAAGACUAUAAAAAGCCA